Molecule: messenger RNA, 1875 nt
Organism: Pocillopora verrucosa
Lineage: Eukaryota; Metazoa; Cnidaria; Anthozoa; Scleractinia; Pocilloporidae
Product: coiled-coil domain-containing protein 174
Cellular component (GO): nucleus
Source: RefSeq, a predicted model, not a curated record
CGCUUUCAAAAAUAAUAUGGCGGCCAAACGAGUUUUCGACGUGAAUGAAGCUUCGAUUGUAGACUUAAAAGCUGAACUCGCCCGGAAAGAGUCGCAGUUCAAGCGAGAGAAACUUGGAGGCGAAAAGAUAUUAAAUCGACAACCUAAGAAACCUCCAGUGUGGGCUAAAGUUAAAAAGGAGACAAAAGUUACAAACUCAGGGAGUUUACCUUCCAAACAAGAUGAAUUGUCAUUAGAGGAACAACAAGCUCUGCAAAAAUCAAGGCAAGCUUUGGAAGCCAAAGCAGCAUUGUAUGAGAAGAUGGCAAGAGGUGAAAUUGAAGAUGAAGGUGAUGAUGAAGAAGAAGGGAGAUUUUUGGUGGACUUCCACAAGAAAAUUUAUUCAAAGGAUGAAGAGCAUCUCCAGGAUUCAGAUGAAUUGAAAGAUGAAGACAUACCACCCCCCUCAGGACCUGAAGAGGAAUGGGUUGAUUAUGUAGAUUCACUGGGUAGGGAAAGGAGAUGUCUGCGUAAAGAUCUGAAACAUCUUCAAGAGAUGGAUAAAGAAAUGAAUGCUCCAAAGGGUCCCCCGACACUUUUAUCUGAAGACAUGCGGAGAGAGCUCGCGAGGCAAGAAUGGGAGAAAGAAGAGGAAGAAGCCAUGAAUAAACCCAUUGGACCUGUUCAUUAUCAAGAUAUACGCUUUGAUGAAAUCCGCAAUCAUGGUGUGGGAUAUUAUCAGUUUUCAACAAACGAAGAAGAAAGACAAGAGCAGAUGAAAACGUUAGAUAAACUGAGGGAUCAGACAAUGGAGCAGCGAGUUCGUACUCAGAAAUUAAAAGACAAACGAAAAGCUGCAAUGGACGCUCGUCUUGCUAAAGUAAGAGAAAGAAAACUGAAAAAACUGAAAGCUUCCGGCGAACUAAGCGAGGAAUCAGUAGAGACGAAUGGACAAUUGCAACGGAAUGAGAAAGAACAGAAAGACUCAGAGGAUACGAGAGAAACAACAACAUCAGAACAAAAUGUUGAGGAGGGAUCACUUGAGAAGGAAGAGGAACAUGUUGAUAUGCCUCGAAGGCCUUUGAAAAAAGAGGAUUUACCCGAAUGGGCACGACACAAAAUUAAGCAAUGGGACCAACCUCGAUCGUCACCACGUACAGACCCGCGAUUAGAAAGAGACCAGGAAUUUGCACCACCUUCCUUUUACUACGAAGAAACUAACACCACCCAGAGCAGUAAAAACACUCGGAAAGAAUCGAAAAAACUAAUUAAUCAGCAGAAAGAAAUCAAGAAUGAAAGAUAUCGGGAGAAUGAGACUCGUGAGAUCUCUCAUGAUGAAGAACAAAAAGAAUUCAAACCACUAGAACAGCAACAACAAUUACAGCGACCAAUUCAAACUCAACCGGUUGCUUCAUAUACCCCUGAUAUUCCCCGUCUUCCCCCUCCUCCACAAGAAUUUGUUCAUCCGCCGUGGUCUGGGUAUCCGUGGCGUCCCCCUCCUAACAUCCCACCACCGCCACUGCCACUGGUAAAUCAGAUACCAUGGCAACCAAAUUUUCCUUAUAACGUUCCACCGCCUCCAAUUCCUUGGCAACCCAAUGUUACUCCAUGGCAACCCUAUCAGGCGCCGUCCACAUUGGGAGCUAGCCCCGUCUCCAGCACGCACGUGACUCAGGGUUCAAAUCCAUCGAAUCCUUCAAGGGCUAACAUGUCCCUGUCUGCGAAAGACACAUCGGACGAGAAAACAACGAUGGCGGCGGAGAAUACUGAGACUAUGAAUGAUCCUAAUCAGGUCCAGCGUAGAGACAGAACAAUUCCGUCAACAGAGGAACUUGCUGGCUUUGUAGCUCGCUGUCGAUCAAGUACUUGAAAUAAAUGAAAUUACCUUUGAAAGAU